AUGCCUCCGACUCGUCAUGUUAGGAGGGCGUACCACCCGUCCGUCUUACCGUCAUUGGUUUCGCCACCUUCUCCGGAGUUCGUUGAGAAAGCGAAGUCGAUGGAAACCCUGAUAGCAGACAUUGAUGCUAAGAUGGCUGCUGCUCGUUUAGGCGGCGGUGAGAAGGCGAGAGAACGGAUGAGGAAGGCUGGCAAGAAGCUCCCUCGAGAGAGGCUCGCUCUACUGCUCGAUCCUCAUACACCCUUUCUUGAGCUUUCACAGCUGGCUGCCCAUGAAGUCUACCCGGAAUCUAUCCCCGGCGCGGGUAUCAUCACGGGAAUUGGACGCAUCUCUGGUCGCGAAUGUGUCGUCGUUGUGAAUGACGCUACUGUCAAGGGAGGGUCGUAUUAUCCGCUCACCGUGAAAAAGCAUCUCCGAGCCCAGGAGAUUGCGAGGGAACAUGGCCUGCCGUGCGUUUAUGUUGUUGAAUCAGGAGGUGCUGCUCUGCCCUACCAAGCGAAUGUCUUCCCCGACAAAGAGCAUUUCGGCCGCAUAUUCUAUAACAUGGCGCAAAUGUCGGCCUUGGGAAUCCCCCAGAUUGCUAUUGUGCAUGGCAUCUCAGUAGCAGGUGGGGCCUACGUGCCGGCUAUGGCGGAUGAGAACAUCAUUGUGCGAGAGCAAGGCCGCAUCUUCCUCGCUGGCCCCCCUCUGGUCAAAGCGGCGACUGGCGAGGAAGUCGACGAGGAGACACUGGGCGGAGGGCAGAUGCACUCGUCAGAAAGCGGUGUCACGGACCACUUGGCUCGAGACGACGAACAUGCCAUCGCCAUUGCUCGUGGCAUCAUCAGCGACCUUGGUAAGGCAGGCGGAAAGGAGGUCCUACCUCCGGCACCAUCUGAGGAGCCUCUGUAUCCUACGUCGGAGCUCCAUGGCAUUGUAGGUACCGACCUACGGCAAGCGUUCGACAUGCGAGACGUGAUUGCUCGUAUCGUGGACGGCAGCAAGUUCAGGGAGUUCAAGAAGGAGUACGGCACGACUAUCAUCACCGGAUUCGCGCACAUCCACGGUUACCCGGUUGGCAUAGUCGCGAACAACGGCAUCCUGUUCUCGCAGUCGGCACUGAAGGCGACGCACUUCAUGCAACUCUGCUCGCAGCGGCAGAUCCCGUUGCUAUUCCUCGUUAACGUCACAGGAUACAUGGUAGGCUCCAAGGCCGAGAAGGGCGGGAUCGCAAAGGACGGCGCGAAGAUGGUCCGCGCCGUUGCGUGCGCGGACGUACCGAAGCUGACAGUGAUCGUCGGUGGAAGCUAUGGAGCUGGCAACUACGGUGAGACCUCUUCUCAGUACUCCCCGCGGUUCCUGUGGAUGUGGCCUAAUGCCAAGGUUUCUGUGAUGGGACCUGGCCAGCUCUCUCAAGUCAUGGCCACCGUCUCGAAGGAUCCUACGAAGCAUAGCAACCUGAAAGAUGAGAUCGAGGAACAGUCGACGGCCCUGUAUGCCUCCGCACGCUUGUGGGACGAUGGCAUUAUUAAGCCCACAGACACACGCGACACAGUCGGACUGGCCUUGGCUCUCGCUGCAAGGGAGAGAGGCACGACCAGUAGUUCAGGCAAGCCCUCAACGACAUGGGACGGCGACAGCAAAGGGUUCGGUGUCUUCCGGAUGUAA
This is a messenger RNA of Fomitopsis serialis, 1647 nucleotides long. Its product is annotated as carboxyl transferase. Gene Ontology annotation, molecular function: methylcrotonoyl-CoA carboxylase activity. Gene Ontology annotation, biological process: L-leucine catabolic process. Gene Ontology annotation, cellular component: mitochondrion; methylcrotonoyl-CoA carboxylase complex. The record is from RefSeq and is a predicted model, not a curated record. The transcript has 10 exons. NCBI's taxonomy places the organism in Eukaryota, Fungi, Basidiomycota, Agaricomycetes, Polyporales, Fomitopsidaceae. Bases 1 to 1647 code for a protein of 548 amino acids.